AAAUCUCCAGCAGCACUGCAGCUACCGUAUUAAAGGCGCUCACAGACCGGAGAGCGAGAGAAGACUAGUGCAAAGAGACAUGACUGCAGAGGAGUUAACAAACGAAGGACAGAGCAUUGCCAUCGAGGGAGAAGACAUUACUCCCAAGAAGGAUGGAGGAGUUCUGAAGCUGAUAAAGAAAGAGGGCACGGGCACAGAGCUGCCCAUGACGGGCGAUAAGGUGUUCGUCCAUUAUGUUGGCACUCUGCUGGACGGGACCCAGUUUGACUCCAGUCGGGACCGUGGAGAGAAAUUCUCCUUUGAGCUGGGCAAAGGUCAGGUGAUCAAAGCAUGGGACAUUGGCGUGGCCACGAUGCGGAUUGGUGAGAUAUGUCAGCUGAUCUGUAAGCCAGAGUACGCAUACGGCGCCGCAGGCAGCCCCCCCAAAAUCCCACCCAACGCCACUCUGGUCUUUCAGGUGGAGUUGUUUGAGUUUCACGGUGAAGAUAUUACUGAAGAUGAGGAUGGUGGAAUUAUUCGCAGAAUCGUCACAAAAGGAGAGGGCUACACUAAACCCAACGAGGGAGCAUCUGUAGAGGUGUGUGUGGAGGGUGUGCAUGAGGGGCGAGUCUUUGACCAGCGGGAACUGAAGUUUGAGAUUGGAGAUGGAGAGAGUCUUAACCUGCCCCCUGGAGUAGAGAAAGCUCUGCAAGCCAUGGAGCAGGGAGAGGAGGCCUUAUUCACCAUUAAACCAAAGUAUGGCUAUGGGAGUAAAGGCAAUGUCCAGUUUAACAUUCCAGGUGGAGCUACAUUGCAGUACAAACUCAAACUCAAAGCAUUUGAGAAGGCCAAGGAAUCAUGGGAAAUGAACACAAAAGAGAAACUGGAGCAGAGUAGCAUUGUGAAGGAGAAAGGCACCCAAUAUUUUAAAGAUGGCAAAUACAGGCAGGCAGCUGUGCAGUAUAAGAAAAUUGUUUCCUGGUUGGAACACGAAUCCGGCCUUGAGGGGGAGGAGCAAGAAAAAGCCCGAACACUGCGGUUGGCUGCUCACCUCAACCUUGCCAUGUGCUAUCUCAAACUGCAAGAGGGAAGCCCCGCCUAUGAGAACUGCAACAAGGCGCUGGAGUUGGACGAGAACAAUGAGAAAGCCCUGUUCCGUCGAGGGGAAGCGCUAUUUGUGAUGAAGGAAUUUGAUAGGGCGAGAGCAGACUUUCAACGUGUCACUCAGUUGUAUCCAGCCAAUAAGGCCGCAAAGAGCCAAGUGCUGCUGUGUCAGAAACACAUGAAGGAGCAACACGAGAAAGACAAGCGUCUCUACGCCAACAUGUUCCAGAAAUUUGCAGAGCGAGACGCCAAGAGGGAGGCGGAGCAGCAGAAGGAGAAGAAGGAGAACGGGAGUGAAAUGGAGGUGGAAGAGAACGGGGCCCAGGAACAAACAGCAUAAGACUGUGUGUGUGUGUGUGAGAGAGAGAGAGAGAGUGUGUGUGUGAGAGAGACUGUCUGUGUGUGUGUGU
This is a messenger RNA of Chanos chanos (milkfish), 1493 nucleotides long. RefSeq names its product FKBP prolyl isomerase 4 (gene fkbp4). The record is from RefSeq and is a predicted model, not a curated record. The transcript has 11 exons. The coding region runs from base 80 to 1423 and encodes 447 amino acids. Lineage: Eukaryota; Metazoa; Chordata; Actinopteri; Gonorynchiformes; Chanidae. Gene Ontology annotation, molecular function: protein binding; peptidyl-prolyl cis-trans isomerase activity.